AUGGUGCUCUACAGCUUCUACAUCUUUGAUCGCCAUACCGAGUGCAUCUACUCGCGCCGCUGGACACCCCGUCCCGCUUCCUCGGGCAAGUCUGCGCGCCCGCAAUCGGCGUCGAGCAUCACGAGCAAUGGGGAUAGUGCCCCCACGCGCAAACCUCUCACCAACUCCGACGACCAGAAGCUUGUGUUUGGCCUCGUCUUCUCCCUGCGCAAUCUCGUCACCAAGCUCGGCGGCGACGACGACACCUUCCUCUCCUACCGCACCGGCGAGUACAAGCUCCAUUACUACGAGACGCCGACCCGCAUGAAGUUCGUCAUGCUCACAGACACAAAGGUGAACAACCUGAGGCCGUAUCUCCACCAGAUCUGGGCGAACCUGUAUGUCGAGUAUGUCGUCAAGAACCCAUUGGCGCCUACCGAGCAUCCGUCUGGCAUCGGCGUUGCGAAUGAGCUGUUUGAGCGAGGGCUGGAGGCCUUCAUCACUGCAGUGUUGCCGGUAUGA
Messenger RNA from Parastagonospora nodorum SN15, 501 nucleotides. RefSeq lists its product as hypothetical. The record is from RefSeq and is a predicted model, not a curated record. The transcript is spliced from 2 exons. Gene Ontology annotation, cellular component: TRAPP complex. Lineage: Eukaryota; Fungi; Ascomycota; Dothideomycetes; Pleosporales; Phaeosphaeriaceae. Gene Ontology annotation, biological process: endoplasmic reticulum to Golgi vesicle-mediated transport. The coding region runs from base 1 to 501 and encodes 166 amino acids.